UGAAAAUCUGAAUAUACUGUUAAUCGAAAGUCAUUAACACACAUCCCAUCACGACGCACAGUUCAAAAUACAGUUACAGAUUUGCGACUUCUCUCAUUUCAAUGCCCUCAGUUCUCGAUAUUAGUGCCAUAUAGUUCGCCGACUUGAAAUAAAUGAAAAUGAGGACCACGUUUUUAUUGUUGAAUGUUUGUAUUGUAGGCUGUUUAGGAUUAUUCAACGAGCCCAAUAAUCCGCAGUACACAUUACAAGGUCUGAAUGGUUUUGGUUUCAACAAUGGUAUUAACUCUUUGAUAAAUCCUUUCGAAUCAAGAAGAAGAUGCCCAGAAUGUGAUCGUUCAGUUUUUAGCUACUGUGGAGACAAACUUUUUCACGAUUCCUGUUGCUGCAGUAAUCCUAACAAUCCCUAUGAACAAUUACCACGACAGUGCUAUUACGCCGACUGUAGUUUUCUUCAUGCUAACUCUUGUAGGGAACAUAAGCUAAUCACUGCAUGUUGUUGUGUUAAAAAAUGAUAACUUUACUUUUGUGAUAUUCUAUUUAGCCAUUAAAUAUUUAUUUCCACAA
Harmonia axyridis is the source of this 564-nucleotide messenger RNA. RefSeq lists its product as uncharacterized. Lineage: Eukaryota; Metazoa; Arthropoda; Insecta; Coleoptera; Coccinellidae. The record is from RefSeq and is a predicted model, not a curated record. The coding region runs from base 153 to 512 and encodes 119 amino acids. The transcript has 3 exons.